Aphanomyces astaci is the source of this 628-nucleotide messenger RNA. RefSeq lists its product as hypothetical. The record is from RefSeq and is a predicted model, not a curated record. The transcript has a single exon. Bases 104 to 604 code for a protein of 166 amino acids. NCBI's taxonomy places the organism in Eukaryota, Oomycota, Saprolegniomycetes, Saprolegniales, Verrucalvaceae.
CUCGUAGGUUGCAACCUCCCCCAGGCCAAUCACCAGCGACUUGCAAUCACCCGUGACGCCGCCAUCUACACUACUUCGCAGCAACAACGCCAUCGACCCAUCGAUGAACUCCCUUGGCAGCAUGCAAGCCAUGCUGACAUCACCACUUGUGCCCGACGCCCAAGCAGAGUUCCCUGGCUGCCUCUACUCGAACAAAUCCUGUGCCAACCCACGAACUACCAAGAAGGACGGGUCCCUCCAUCGACUGUGUGCGUACCACCAGGAGCGAGCUAACUCGAGGCAGAAGCAGUACCUUCGCAAGCGCAAGCACAUGGAAGCAGGGCCACCGCCUGCCGUCCGACCCAACGACACCGCGCGAGUGUCACCAAGAGCCGCCGGUUCGAUGCACCUCCGUGGGAUCGAACCGAUUGCAUUUGACGCGGAAGAAGCCACGUUGUCCGACACCGAAGUGCAGAUGCUCGCGGCAUCGAUGACGGGUGACGACUACGACGACGAUCCAGAAGAUGGUGACGACGUGGACAACGAUGACUCUGAAGGCAACCACAGCAUCCACCACAGCACAGCUCAGUCACUGCCAUGGCGUCAUCCCAGGAACGCAUCAUAAUAUAGAUUUAGAUGACGUAUGAGA